This is a messenger RNA of Magallana angulata, 1189 nucleotides long. Its product is annotated as fucolectin-6-like. The transcript is spliced from 3 exons. The record is from RefSeq and is a predicted model, not a curated record. Bases 24 to 746 code for a protein of 240 amino acids. NCBI's taxonomy places the organism in Eukaryota, Metazoa, Mollusca, Bivalvia, Ostreida, Ostreidae.
CAAUUGUCAACUGAAAUACAAGUAUGAGCAAUUUAAAACUUAUUAUACUGAUGAUGAAUGCUGUGUUGAGAGUUGUUGCUCAGCAGUGGUACAUGUACGAAUUGGUAAAAACAUUUGGCUUCACAGUCUCAAAUUGUACCGAGCAAAAAGUCGAUAGUAUGUUAUCAUGUGCAGCGGUUGGGCGUGUGGCAAAGGCUCCUACAUACGUUUUUAUUGUUGAUAAAAACCUAUGUUUAUGGGAUUGUAAAUCUUUCAAAAAUGAUUAUCCGUCUGUUGAAAAUCAUAAAUGGCGUCAAUACGAGGUGAAAUUGAGGAAGAACUCCGCUUUGAAAAAACCAACUACAGGAUCAUCUGUACUCGAGGGUGAUUAUGGUAACUGGGAUCCUCAUUAUGCGACAGAUGGUUUAGUCCAACGUGGCAACACAAAAAUCUUUCAUUCAGCUUUAGAACGAUUUCCUUGGAUCAGGAUCGAUAUGUUAGAGACUGUACCAAUACUCUUUAUUCGUGUACAUAACAGAGGAGAUGGAUUUGGGCACCGAUUCCACGACGUUGCUGUCGAAGUGACAAAUAACAGCGAGUAUGUACAACGUGGGUUUUAUCAGGGACCUGCAGCUAAUCAUGGCGAAGUAGCUAUAGUGGAUAUCAUGUGUGACUACCAAACUAUUGCUCGCUACGUCCGACUAAGAAUAACGAAAGGGUCUGAAAAUUAUCUUAAUAUUCCAGAACUCGAAAUAUACACAAAUUGAUAACUUUCUUCAUACGACAAACGUGUAGUUCAUCCCUCGUUUGUUGUGAAACGUUACCACUUGAGGAAAACAAAAAACUUUCAAAUAUCAUAUAUUUGCAUUUUGGUUGAUACAUUUUAUAAAAGACUGAUUUAACAAGAAAAUUGUCUUGUCAAUAACAUAAUUAAUUUCUUUUCGUUAGCAUAUGAAACUAUUUUGUAAGUGUGUUCGAUAUGUUUUCUAGUGUUAAGCGUAGGAUUUAAAUAAUGCAGAUGGAUAUGCGUGUUAUAUGUCACAGGUAUUUAAAAAGGUGUAUCUUACAUGUGGUCAAUCGAGUUCGUAUUCAGCUUUCAAUAUAACUGAGGGUAAAUCGAAAUUAAUUUCGGCUCAGAUUCUUUAUUUUAUAGAAAACUUCAAUAGACAAACGUCAUCAAGAUGUGGAGAAUCCUUAAUUAAAUGAAUAU